AUGCAAAUCAAAUCUGCCAUGCACGUGCCCUUAUCUCUCAAAGCCGAUAUUAGCCUGGGAAUAAUCCAAAGUUCUUAUAAGUUAAUUUGGCAGAAGAAAUCCGAACACUGAACGCUGGGAUAAGGAGCUUUUUCAAAGACAUGCCAGAUAGCAUGACAUUCUCGCGCGCUUUGCAGGUUGCAAUUUUUGAUCUUUUUUUUUCUCCGAGAAAAAAAAAAAAUCCGCCAUUUAUUCCGGUUGUAGAAGAGAAACACGAGAGUACCGCUGGUUCUUUGUCUUCCGUAGUGUAAUUUUUAAAUGAUGCGCGGUUAGCUGGGAGUUACCUCUUUAGAGCUCCACCGGAUAAAAAAAAAAAACGAUUUCGCGCAAAAUCUCGCGAGCCUCACAGUUAAAGUCAAAAAGCGAUCCCGUAAGUCCGCGCGCGAGUCAAAAUUAGCGCAAAAUUAGCAAAUUAGCGCUUUGUUUCAUUUUCUGCGCGCGUAUCCAUAAUACCUACGAGAUGAAUCAUUGUUGUGGUUAAUCCGCAGAAGUCAGAUUUUCAUCAUGUUAUUUUGAUCCCAAACGAGGAGGUAUUCUGUUUUCAAUGAUGGCCACUGACAAGAGAAUAUAAACUCUUGCCACUGACAGUGUCACUGUUGGCCUUAAAUGUAAAAGGGUGCCAAGCGAUGCCAUUAUUAUCGGGUUGUAUUGGCCUCAAUGAGGUAAAAUACUCCAGAAAAUUACAUACUGAUGAAUCACAAUGUUUGCAUAGAUUAUAACCAUAAAUCUUGUUGCCGCAUUAAACUGUAUAUAGCUCACACGCGGGUACAAGUGUUCGCAAGCGUUUUACCGCCCGUUCAUGGCGGAGAACGCGGCUGGGCCUUUUCACUGGACUCACUGGAGGCGUUUCUGGAAUGUCGCAUGCCUGUGUUGAGGCUCUUCUUCCGUAAUUCUUAUCUCUGCAUCUCAAGAGGGCCAUUUGUUUUAUCGCGGUUCUUUUUAGUGCCUUUUGUUUUUUCCUCUCAAUCGGAUACCGAUUUGGCAAUAUAUGGUGAUGGAAACAUGCUUCAGACUUUGAACAGUCGGGAAAGACUCCUGAAGAACUCAUGAUGUUCGGCUCCAGUUCUUUGCUGCAAUGCUAUUACGAUAUAAUAAAAUAUGCUUGGUGUCAUGAAUUUUGAUCGUUUUUGUUUUUUUUGUGGCGUCCCUUGUAAGGAUGCAAAAUUUUCUCUCACUGUGUUCAGAAAUAUGGCUUCUCCCACAAAGUUUGGCUCUCAUCAGUAAAAAAAAAAAAAAAAAUGAUAUCUUAAGUUUUCAUCUGUGUUCGAUAAUAUUGGGAUACACAGGUAUAUCACGAUCGAUUGCCAAAAGUCUGCAAGAAUACAACAAAAUCAGUUCUAAUUUCAGCCCAGGUCAAUAUAAGCUUUACAUUGUGCUGAAACCUUUUUUGUUAUAAAUGGUCGCAAGGAAUUGAAAUUGAGUGUGUGUUUGGGUAACAUAGUAACAAUUUCCUCCAAACGGGAAUGGUAUUGCUAGCGAGUUUAGAGAUCGCAUCAGCUCCACUUUGUAAGUUUAUGCAGGAAUUCCGAUCUCUUUAAGAGUGAUUUACGCCUUCAUGGCUCGCGGCUAUGUGAUUUUUGAGGGGUUAUAUUGGAUCAGAUAACUCUUGUAUUUCACUGCGACAAAGCCCCGCCGGCAGUUGGAGAGUAUUUAUAGAUAUCACGCCUCAAGAUAUUUUGAAAUGAUCUUCUUGACUUCAUCACUGGAUUAUUAAACCCGUGCUGGAAGAGAAAGUCGCGUUAAUUGAAACGAGAUAAGUGUCUUCGACAGGAACGAGAUUAAUGGUUCAUUAUUUUUAGCGUUUCUUUGACAGGUGGGUACGUACAAGAUCUGAGACAACCAAAGUGCAAGUCAUUUACAUUCGGCACGACUCAGCGAAUGUUGUUCAGUCUGAUACGACGGUGAAGAGAAUCUUAAAUACCAAGAUAAACCAGUAAAAAACCAUGGCUCUGGAGUUAUUGGCACUUGCAGUUGUGGUCAUUGCCGCUGUACUUCUAUACAAUGCUGUUUCACACCAGAGGGAGAACCCGAAGCUGCCACCUGGUCCAGUUCCUUUCCCGAUUAUUGGAAACAUGUUGCAAAUGGGAACAAAACCACAUCUUGGUCUUACGAAGCUCGCCAAGAAGUUCGGCAAAGUAUUUCGGCUAACCGUCGGAAUCCAUCGGAUCGUGGUUGUCAAUACCAUCGAUGUUGCUAGGGAAGCACUCGUUAAGAAGUCUAACGACUUCGCAGGCCGACCUCGCCUUUACACGGCCGAUCUUAUCUCCAGAGGAGGGAAGGAUAUCGCUUUUAGCGACUUCAGUCCGACAUGGAAACUGCAAAGAAAAAUCGCGCAUUCCGCGCUCAAGAUGUUCGGACAAGGCAUCAAGCCUAUAGAAGAGAAAGUUUGCCAGGAGAUUGACGAGCUUAUGAUACGUUUUGAAAAAGUUGAAGGACGCGCACAUGAUCCUCAGGAUGACAUCGUCUUGGCUGUGAUUAACAUUAUCUGCGCAUUUGUAUUUGGGUCCCGUUAUGACCUAGACGAUCCCGAGUUCUACACCAUACUCCGCUACAACCAUCAGUUCGUACAAGGAUUCAGAGCUGGAAAUCUCGUGGAUUAUUUCCCGUUCCUGCGCCACUUCCCUAGUAAGGGAUUACAACUGAUCAAGCAGGCUGUCAAAGACCGUGAUACUAUUCUGCAAAAGAAGUUCGACGAGCACAAAAACACGUACCAAGAUUGCGUGACGCGUGACCUGACCGACGCCCUGAUAAGAGCCAUGCGAGAGUCACAGACCGAGAAUCCCGAGAAAGCAUUACUGAUUACCGAAGACCACGUGGUGUUAACAAUGAAUGACAUCUUCAGCGCGGGACUGGAAACCACUUCCACCUGCGUGCUGUGGGCACUUGCGUACUUAGCUAUCAAUCAAAAGGUGCAAGAGCGACUCCAUCAGGAACUGGAUGACGUCAUCGGGAGAGAGCGCCGUCCCGAGUUGGCAGACAAGCCAAACUUACCAUAUUUGGAAGCGACCAUACAUGAAGUGUUGCGGUAUAGCUCGUUGGUUCCUUUGCUUUUCCCGCACUCGACCACAACAGACACAAAUUUGAACGGGUUUGAAAUUCCCCGAGACACUAUUGUGCUGUUUAAUGUGUGGGCCAUGCAUCACGAUGAAAACGAGUGGCAGAAUCCGGACGUAUUUGAUCCUUCACACUUUCUUGACGCGGACGGCAAACUUAUCUGCCCCGGAUCACUCAGUUAUUUGCCUUUCGGGGCCGGAAGGCGCGUUUGCCUUGCAGAAUCACUCGGGAAAAUUCAGCUUUUCCUUUUUAUCUCUCGCUUGCUACACAAGUUUCGCUUUAGCGUCCCACACGACGCCAAGGAGCCGGAUUUGGAGGGCAUCUUUGGUGCCAGCUUAUGCCCAAAGCCAUAUCAUUUGUGUAUAGAAAGGCGUUGCUAGAGACAUCUGAGCAUAUUCACAGACUUAACACCAUCUGGUCAAGCUAACAAAACUGAGCCGAGUCCAGUUAACCUUCAUUGUUAGUUUUGAACGACAAAAACAAACACGUUCAACCAGUAGAACUACCUGGUACAUAUUAUCAACAUUUGUAUUAUUAACCGUGGUUUAGUGUGAAACUUUAAACGCCAUGCAAAUACUGUCAUUAUGAAUUUGCAGCGCGGAUGAAGCAAGUGAUUCGAAAAUACAAUAUACGAAUGAUUGAACAAGAUCAUUCUAUGCAAUUUACACCCGUACUCGUGUAAUGGUUGAGGGCAGUGUCCCUGAGUUCAAACGAGGACUGUGGAAAUUUAUAAACUGAGAUACUUACAACAACUCUUUUUUUUUCCUUGAGAGUUGAAACAUGUAUAUUCAAGUGGAAGUACGAACAAUUUUUACAUUUAAGAUAUUGACUCAGCAAAGUCACAAAAGUUUACAACAAUGCAGUACUUUUGUACAAGUUUGUUUUUUUUUUGCUCCCGGCCCAGCAGGUCGAGUAUAUUAUUAACAUUGACUUAAUAUUAUAGUUUCUAUAUUUUACUUGAUGACAUUAUCCAUAUGAAUUAAAUGACUAUUAUUUUA
Molecule: messenger RNA, 4091 nt
Organism: Orbicella faveolata
Lineage: Eukaryota; Metazoa; Cnidaria; Anthozoa; Scleractinia; Merulinidae
Product: steroid 17-alpha-hydroxylase/17,20 lyase-like
Biological process (GO): hormone biosynthetic process; progesterone metabolic process
Molecular function (GO): iron ion binding; steroid 17-alpha-monooxygenase activity; oxidoreductase activity, acting on paired donors, with incorporation or reduction of molecular oxygen, reduced flavin or flavoprotein as one donor, and incorporation of one atom of oxygen
Source: RefSeq, a predicted model, not a curated record